AUGUCUUUAGAUCCAUCAAGUAUCAUUAAAACACUAGGAUUGCGUUGGGACCCAACCACUGAUGAAUUUUUAUAUGUUGUAAAUUUAGACAAUUUCAAUGAAAUACCAACAAAAAGGUCAGUGCUUUCGAAAUGCGCAAAAUUGUAUGAUCCGUUAGGACUGUUAGGACCGGUAAUUGUUAUCGGAAAAUUGUUCAUUCAAGAACUUUGGAAACUUAAUUUAGAUUGGGACACAGUUCUUCCUGUCGAUUUACAAAAAUCAUGGUUAGAAUAUUUAAAACAAUUACCUUCUUUAAAUGACUUGCGUUUUAACCGAUGCAUUACUGUAGAAGGCUUCACAGAAGUUCAGGUACAUGGGUUUUGUGACGCCAGUGAAAAGGCAUAUGGCGCGUGCUUAUACCUGCGGUCAACUGACCGUAAGGGUGAAAUUCAUGUCUCUUUAGUGUGUUCAAAAUCUCGAGUCGCUCCAAUAAAAUCAACAUCGCUUCCUAGAUUGGAGUUAUGCUCAGCUCAUCUGUUAGCAGAAUUAUGUGAAAACACAAUACAUUGCUUAAAAAUUCCAAUUUCAAAAAUGUAUUUAUGGUCCGAUUCAAUGAUUGCAUUAAGUUGGAUUAAUACUCCCUCUCAUUUAUUAGAAACUUUUCUCGCAAAUAGAGUUGCUAAAAUACAACAUUUAACAAAAAUCGAAAAUUGGAAACAUGUGCCCACAGAAAGUAAUCCUGCUGAUAUUCUUUCACGGGGUGUAAGUCCUUCCGAAUUCGUUCACAAUUCAAUGUGGAGUCACGGACCUUCAUGGUUAAAUUUAAAUGAAAAUGAAUGGCCUGAAAAGGCUAUUCCACUCAAUGAGACCUCUGGUCUUCGCAAGCCAAAACCUAUAUUUUCAUUUAAAUUAACACAGGACGAAAUAAACAUAUUGACAAAAUACAAUAGUUGGCAAAAAACAAUAAGGAUUGUAGCUUAUUGUUUACGGUUCGUAUCAAAUAGCAAAAUCAAAGAUGUAGGUUUGCGACGGAAAACAAAUCUGUCUCUAGCAGAACUGAAUGCAGCUAAAGAUAAGAUUAUUAGAUUAAUUCAAAAAGAAGUAUUUUCAAAUGAAAUACACGCUCUUGAGAAUAAUCAGUCUAUUUCUAAAAACAGUAGUCUCAUCUCAUUAAACCCAUUUCUCGAUCAAGGUAUCAUUAAGGUAGGCGGACGUUUGGUUCUGGCUGACAUUCCUGAGAAUCAAAAACACCCGAUUGUAUUACCGAAAAAUCAUCACGUAACAAAAUUAAUAAUUAAAAAUGAACAUCUCAAUCGUUUGCACGCAGGUGUAAAUGCAACGUUAUGCGGUGUUAGAGAAUCUUACUGGCCCAUAGAUGGUCGUAACACUACACGACAUAUUGUACGACAAUGUACAACAUGUUUUCGCGCAAAGCCUCGCGAUAUUCAAUAUUUAAUGGGAAAUUUACCAAAAAAUCGAUUAACAUUCUCUUGUCCAUUUUUAAAUGUAGGUGUUGAUUUUUGCGGACCGUUUUACAUAAAAGAACACAGACAUAGAAAUCGAACAAAACUAAAAACUUACGUGGCGGUGUUCGUUUGUUUCGCGACCAAAGCUGUUCAUCUCGAAUUAGCGAGUGAUCUUUCAACAGAAGCAUUUCUUGCAUGCUUAAAAAGAUUUUUUGCACGAAAAGGACUCUCUCAAUCUAUUCAUUCCGACAAUGCGACAAAUUUUGUUGGAACGAAUAAUGAAAUUAAAGAGCUUUUUAAAACAAUACAUGAAACAAUAACUGACGAAAAAAUCGGGAAUUAUUUAUCGAAUAAAACAGUUUCUUGGCAUUUUAUUCCUCCUCGAGCUCCCCACUUUGGAGGACUCUGGGAGGCAGCGGUAAAAUCAUUCAAAUUUCAUUUUGUCAGAAUUGCGGGAAAUUCUCUAUUAACAUAUGAACAACUAAACACAUAUGUAACGGAAAUUGAGUCCAUCCUAAAUUCCCGACCAUUAACACCAUUGUCACCUGAUCCUAAUGAUCUCAAUCCUUUAACACCUGGUCACUUCCUCAUUGGUGGUUCUUUGACAAGCUUACCAGAGGAAGAUUUUCGCAACACAUCCGACAAUCGAUUGAGCUGUUGGCAACUUGCUCAAAAAAUGGGUCAUCAUUUUUGGGAUCGAUGGUACAAGGAGUACCUUAAUGAAUUGAUGUCUAGGAGUAAAUGGCAAGCAGCUCCAGACCAAACAACCAUCAAACCCGGCACACUCAUAUUGGUUAAAGAAAAUAAUCAACCACCGAUGAAGUGGCCUCUUGGUCGCAUUUCGGAAAUUCAUCCAGGAUCUGAUGGCAUAGUGCGUACCGUGACGAUAAAAACCGGGGAAGGCAUUUACAAACGAGCCUUAAAAAAUGUGUGUCUUCUUCCAAUGGACAAAAAUGAUAUGAACAUUAAUCAGUAG
Molecule: messenger RNA, 2421 nt
Organism: Leptopilina heterotoma
Lineage: Eukaryota; Metazoa; Arthropoda; Insecta; Hymenoptera; Figitidae
Exons: 1
Coding region: 1-2421 (806 amino acids)
Biological process (GO): DNA integration
Molecular function (GO): nucleic acid binding
Source: RefSeq, a predicted model, not a curated record